Molecule: messenger RNA, 1458 nt
Organism: Trichosporon asahii var. asahii CBS 2479
Lineage: Eukaryota; Fungi; Basidiomycota; Tremellomycetes; Trichosporonales; Trichosporonaceae
Product: aspartyl aminopeptidase
Exons: 2
Coding region: 1-1458 (485 amino acids)
Biological process (GO): proteolysis
Cellular component (GO): fungal-type vacuole
Molecular function (GO): zinc ion binding; aminopeptidase activity
Source: RefSeq, a predicted model, not a curated record
AUGAAGCUCCCCAUGUCCGCUCCCAAAGACGCCGUCAAGUACGUCCUCGCAUCCACUUUCAUGCUGACACCAGGUUCUCGCCUGUCCAAGGCUGGCUUCCAGCAGAUCUCGGAGCGUAACCCCAAGCCCUCGUCACUCGCCGCCGGUGGCAAGUACUACUACACCCGCAACCAGUCUUCCCUCGUCGCCUUCACCCUCCCUCCCAAGGGCACCGCCCCUACCGCCGUCAGCUUCGCCGUUGGUCACGUUGACUCGCCGUGCCUCAAGGUGCGCCCGAUCAGCAAGCGCCAAAAGGCCGGCUACCUCCAGGUCGGAUGCGAGCUCUACGGCGGUGGUCUCUGGCACACUUGGUUCGACCGUGACCUCUCGCUUGCCGGCCGUGUGAUCGUCAACACUCCGGGUGCCAAGAACGGCUUCACAUCCAAGCUCGUCAAGAUCGACCGCCCCAUUCUCCGUAUCCCGACGCUCGCUAUCCACCUCGACCGUGGUGUCAACGACAAGCUCACCUUCAACAAGGAGACUGAGUUCCUCCCCGUCCUCGGCCUUGUCAACGAGCAGCUGAACAAGCCUGCAAGCAACAACCCGUCGCGCGCUGGCACUCCCAAGCCCGACACGAAGAAGGACGACGGAAACGGCCGUGCGGACGCCACGUCUAAUGAGGAACGCCACCACCCCCUGCUACUUGCCGUCCUGGCUGACGAGCUGGGUUGCAGCAUCGACGACAUUCACGACUUUGAGCUUUGCCUGUACGACACGCAGCCUUCUGCUGUCGGUGGUCUGAACAACGAGUUCAUUUUCUCUCCUCGUCUCGACAACCUUGGUACCUCGUGGUCGUCGAUUGAGGGUCUCUGUGAGGCCGUCGAGGCCGAGGGCAAGUCGGACAGCAAGGAGCCCAACGUCCGCUGUGUCAUCCUCUUCGACAACGAGGAGGUUGGCAGUGUCAGCAACCACGGCGCCGAGUCCAACCUCCUCCCCUCGUUCGUUGAGAUGCUCUCCCGCCUCCCCUCGUCCGACAAGGGCGAGUACCAGAUCCUCGCCAACUCAUACCUUAUCAGUGCCGACAUGGCUCACGCCGUGCACCCCAACUACGAGUCGCGCUACGAGACCAACCACAGCCCGAAGCUGAACGCUGGUGUCGUCAUCAAGACGAACGCGAACCAGCGCUACACCUCGAACGCCCAGACCACCUUCCUGCUGCGCCAGAUCGCGAAGCGUGCUGGCGUCCCCAUCCAGGACUUUGAGAUUCGCAACGACUCCUCUUGCGGCAGCACAGUUGGCCCUGCCCUCUCGACCCACGUCCGCACUGUUGACAUUGGUAUCCCCCAGCUCUCCAUGCACUCGAUUCGCGAGACUUGCGGUUCGGGUGACAUCCGCUACUACAUUGACCUCUUCAAGGUCUUCUUCGAGGAGUUCUCGCAGAUCGACGCCGAGCUCAAGGUCGACGACCAGUACGAGUAG